Messenger RNA from Ostertagia ostertagi, 267 nucleotides. Lineage: Eukaryota; Metazoa; Nematoda; Chromadorea; Rhabditida; Trichostrongylidae. The record is from the annotation of a GenBank genome assembly.
AUGAAGGAGGCAGUCUCCCUGGGUUUUGGUAUCGCCGUCUCAGGUGGUCGCGAUAAUCCACAUUUUACCUCUGGCGACCCGGCUGUCGUGAUCUCGGACGUCGUGCCAAACGGACCGGCCUGGGGACUGCUUCAAGUGAACGACCGUAUUCUCUCAGCCAACGGCGUGUCAUUCGAGAGCAUCGACUAUUCGAGCGCUGUCGACAUCAUUAAGAACGCUGAACACAUCAAUAUGGUAAGCUUUUUUAUCAGUAUCGUAGUUCUAUAG